Priceomyces carsonii is the source of this 4656-nucleotide messenger RNA. RefSeq names its product type I sorting receptor (gene PEP1). The record is from RefSeq and is a predicted model, not a curated record. Gene Ontology annotation, molecular function: protein binding. Lineage: Eukaryota; Fungi; Ascomycota; Pichiomycetes; Serinales; Debaryomycetaceae. Gene Ontology annotation, cellular component: membrane; Golgi apparatus. The coding region runs from base 1 to 4656 and encodes 1551 amino acids. The transcript has a single exon. Gene Ontology annotation, biological process: Golgi to vacuole transport; protein targeting to vacuole; Golgi to endosome transport.
AUGAGGAUCACCUUCUCAAUUCUGUGGUGCUGUCUUGUGCUUCUGGUAUUGAUUAGCAUAGUACUUGGAGAACUGGGACCUAAAAUAGAAAGGACACUGAAAGGAAAUGACCCUGCUAAGCAGAUUAUUUACUUUGAUGAUUCUUCGACUGUUUUAAUUUUGAGGAGCCAUAAGCUUUCGGUGUCUCACGAUGAUGGAAAUAGCUGGAGUGAUGUAAAAGAAACGAAAGAUGAAUCGGUUAUACAUUUUGAAAUAGACCCGAAUUUCAAAGAUAGGGCGUUUGUAUUUACGGCUAACGAGAAACAGUAUGUCACUAACGAUCAGGGAAAGUCAUGGACAACCUUUAAGCUUCUAGGUGACGAUGAUAAACCGUUGUCCAUUGAUUCUAUUCCGAAAGUCCAUUUUAACUCGAAGAAGAGAGAAUAUGCUCUCAUAGAAGUAUAUGACUGUCCUCCAAAUGAGGGCUUUAACUCGAAGUGUAAAAAGAUACAUUUUUAUACCGAUAAUGGAUUCAAGACAAAUCCAAUGAAGUUAAAGUCAGAGCUUAAUCAUUGUCGUUUUGCUAAAUCUUCCUCUAAUUUUGAAGGUGGUAAUGAUGAAACAGUUUAUUGCACUGUAAAUAAGCUAAACUCCUUUGGACAUGUUGUGGAAUCAUAUCUCUCAUUUUCAAAUGAUUUUUUCAAAACAUCUGAAGACAUAGAUCAUGGUUUAGUGAAGUCGGCUUUCAUAAUUGAUAUAAAAUUUGAGCAAACCUUCAUGGUGAUAAUUGUGCAGAACGAUAAAUUUAACAAGAAGUCUGUGGUGUCAUUAUUGGUUUCUAAAGAUGGCAAGAAUUUUAGGGAAGCCGAUCUUAAGGUUAAUGUCUCAUAUGGGAUAAUGGCUUAUUUGGAAUCAUCCCCUCUGUCAUUAUUCUUAUCUGUUAUGGAUUUUUCGAGCUCUAUGGUGUCAUUGUCGACAGUAUAUGCAUCUGAUUCCUCUGGCUUGAAGUUUACUAAAAUCCUUUCUAGUAUAGAAGGUGGCGCAAUCGAGAAAGUUCAAACUAUUGAUGGAGUUUGGUUGGCUAAUGUGGCAGAAGAUAAAGAUGGUAAGAAAUCUGAUAAGAAUCUACUUGAUUUGUUCUUAGGUGGUUCUUCUAAAUUAAUUUCUUCCAAGAUCACAUACAACAAUGGAAAGGAUUGGUCCCCCUUAAAGAUCAUCGAUGAUGAUUCGUGUAAAGUUGAAGAUGGCUGCUCUCUACACUUGAUCAGUCCUGUUGAGAGAGACGGUAGAGGAAAAUUUGUAACAGGACCAACACCUGCUAUUUUGGUAGGCAUUGGUAGCAAGGGAAAGCACUUGAGCAGAGAUAUAAACGAUAUGAAUACGUGGGUGUCCAGAGAUGGUGGUUUGACUUGGAAGUUUUCUCUUGAAGAGCCGUGUUUGUUCUCUUUCGGUGAUUUAGGAAAUGUCAUUUUAGCGAGCCCCAUUCAUGAACGCGAUUCAAAAACAUUUGAUACCAAAAAAUUAAUUUACUCAUUGGAUCAGGGUAAAUCGUGGACAACAGAAGAACUAGGAGAAUCAGUCUUUCCCGAAAUAUUGUCUACCACAGUGGAUGGAACGUCGACUAAAUUUAUUCUCUCGGCAAUAUACGACGAAACUCCGGACGAUAAUUCUGAUCUCAAAUUUUCGGAAGCAAUUUACACUAUUGACUUUGGUGAAGUAUAUGGUGGCGCUAAAUGUCAGAAGAAAGAUUUCGAAGAAAUAUACGCUCGGGUUUCGGAGGAUCAGAAACCUAUCUGUAUUGACGGUCAUAAGGAGAAGUUCAUAAGACGAAAGCAGGACGCGAAAUGUUUUGUUAAUAGCUUAUUCGAGGAUAUCAAGGUGUAUGAUGACCCUUGUCCUUGUACUGACGCCGAUUUUGAGUGCGCUGAUGGGUUUAAAUUAAAUACUGGUACCAAUACGUGCGAUCUUGUCGAUGCCAGGGUUAGUGAACUUUGUCAGAGUAAGAAGUCAAAGGUAUUAAAGUUGCCCGCAAAAGUACAUAUUGAAGGUAAUACAUGCUCUUUUGGAAAGAAGAAGCCUAGUGAAUUCGUCGACACAGUCGACAUUAAGUGUGCAGAUUAUCUUAAGCAAGAUACGACAAAGGCGAUCAAGUCGAGUUCGCACAAAUUUGAUGGAGAGCUUGCCGAAUAUAUUUACAUUGAAGAUAAUGCAUCAGCAGGCGAGAAUGUUAUCGUGAAAAGCAAAAAUGACAAGGUGUUUAUAUCAAAUGAUGGUGGAAUAAGUUUCAGUCAGCUCAAUGUCGAAUCGAUCGUAGGUGUAUUUGCAUACAAGUCUCAGGUUAUUCUCAUCACAGAGUCUACAACAUUUUAUAUCUCUUUUGAUGGCGGUAAUCUGUUUCUGAAAAUGACUGCCCCGUCUACGCCUUCACGCGAAUCAAAAGUUUUCUCUCCUCACAAAACAGAUCCUAACAUGUUUAUAUGGCUAGGUUCUGGUGAUUGUGAUAACAAUAUGGGUUUCAAUUGUCCCCUGAUUGCUUAUGUAACAAAGGAUGGAGGUCAAACCUUUCAACCAUUAAAGAAGGAUGUUCUUACUUGUGACUUUGCUGGGCCAGUAUUUGACCCACAAACGGAAGAAAACAAGAAUUUGAUUUAUUGCUUAGCUAAAGAAAAACUGAAUCCCAAAUUAGAGAUAUUGUCGUCUAACGACUUCUUCAAGAGCUCUAAAGUAUUAUUUGAAUCAGCAGUGGGUUAUGCUUUUACCGGAAAGUUUUGUGUCGUUGCUUUAAUAGGUGAAAAGGAACAGUCGUUAAAGGCAAAGGUUACUGUUGAUGGCGUGACAUUUGCUGAUGCUGAUUUCCCUUCUGAUUUGCACGUUGAUUAUCAACAAGCUUACACGAUUCUUGAUUCGGCUUCUGAGGCAAUCUUCAUGCAUGUCACCACAAAUCCAAAAGAAGGGCAUGAAUAUGGGUCUAUAUUAAAGUCGAAUUCUAAUGGUACUUCAUAUGUUUUGUCUCUCGAUUAUGUUAAUAGAAAUCGAGUUGGAUAUGUUGACUAUGACAGAAUUGAGGGCAUAGAAGGUAUCAUAGUAGUUAAUAGAGUACAAAAUCAUAACUCUAACGACCCCAAGAUUCUCAGGACUCAAAUUAGUUAUAAUGAUGGUGCAGAAUGGGCUUACAUCAAUCCGCCUAUUGUGAAUUCCAAAGGAAAGAAAUAUUCGUGCUCCGGGCAGCCUUUAGAGAAAUGCUCUUUGAAUGUUCGUGGCUAUACGGAGAGGCCAGACUAUCGAGAUACAUUUUCUUCAGCAUCUGCCACUGGUUUAAUGUUUGGAGUUGGAAGCGUCGGAUCUUCCCUAGAAGGCGACGAGAAAAGUUCAACAUUUAUGACAACUGAUGGGGGUAUCACAUGGAAGGAAGUAGUCGAAGGUGUUUAUAUGUGGGAGUUUGGAGAUCGUGGAACCAUAUUGGUUUUAGUAAAUGCUAAGGAGCCUACUAAUAACGUUUUGUUUUCUUUGGACGAUGGUCACUCAUGGAAUAAGUACGAAUUUUCUAAAACUCCAGUUGAAGUUUUAGAUUUGGCAACGGUUCCAUCAGAUACUUCAAGGAAAUUUUUGGUGUUUGGGAAAGACCAAAAUGAGCCCUCUAUAACAGUUUCUUUCUCCCUUGAUUUCACUCAAGUUCAUAACAGGCAAUGCCAAAUCGACCUAGACAAUCCUGAUAAUGAUGAUUAUGAAUUUUGGUCACCUAAGCACCCAUUACUUCCUGACAAUUGUCUUUUUGGUCAUGAAGCUAAAUAUUUGCGCCGUGCAAAAGGUCACUAUGACUGCUUUAUUGGAAGUGCGCCUCUGAAAGAAGGAUUUAAGGUCAUCAGAAACUGUAGUUGUACUAGAAGCGAUUUUGAAUGUGACUACAACUACUUCAGAGACUCUGAUGGUACAUGUAAACUCGUUAAGGGCCUUUCACCUUCCAAUCGCAAGAAUGAAGAAUGCAAGAAGCCAAACGCAUUCGAGUACUUUGAACCUACUGGGUAUAGAAAAGUUCCGUUGUCAACUUGUGUUGGCGGUAAGAACUUCGAUACUUGGAAUGCUCGCCCUUGUCCCGGGAAGGAAAAGGAAUUUAACAAGCAUUAUGGAAAAGAAGUUAAAGGAUAUAAGCUAUUUUUUUUAAUUGCAAUCCCGCUCUUUGUUUUUAUAUUUGCAACUUGGUUUGUUUAUGAUAGAGGUAUUCGCCGUAAUGGAGGCUUCAAAAGAUUCGGACAGAUUCGAUUAGAUACUGAAGAUGAUGACUUUCAACCUAUUGAAGACAAUGAAGUGGAUAAAGCUGUUAAUAAAAUAGUCAGAGGUGGUAUUUUUGUUGCCGCUGUGGGAAUUGCAGGUUUUAAAACUUUACAGAAAUUUGAUCGCGUUAUAUUGAACAAAAUUGUCUCAACUGUCUUUCGCCGUCACCCUGGUGAGAGGAGAUAUGUACAAGUUCCAAGCUUUGACGAAGAGGAGGAACUUUUUGGCGACUUUCGCGAUGAUCACGAAGAUGGAAUUAACGACGAUCAAGUGAAUUUUGACUCACAAGAACCUGAAACUGCGGGGGAUGAUUAUCCUAACAAUUUAGAGCAGGGUAAUACAGACUCACGUCUAUUCGAUAUAGAUGAUCAGUCUGACGAAGAGUCUUCACGUCCAGAGGCUUAG